Penicillium canariense is the source of this 2706-nucleotide messenger RNA. Its product is annotated as threonine/serine exporter family protein. The record is from RefSeq and is a predicted model, not a curated record. Gene Ontology annotation, molecular function: transmembrane transporter activity. The coding region runs from base 1 to 2706 and encodes 901 amino acids. Lineage: Eukaryota; Fungi; Ascomycota; Eurotiomycetes; Eurotiales; Aspergillaceae. Gene Ontology annotation, biological process: transmembrane transport. The transcript has a single exon.
AUGUCCGAACCGCACGCCCCUCACCCCAGCCCCAGCGAAGAAUACGACGAAUUUCCUCUCUCCCCCAUCCCCCCUAUCGACCUCAUCCAUUCCUCCAGUCGGCAGAGUCUCGAGCGUGAAACAACCGUAGAUGCUCACCAGUACGAGGCCGGGCCGCCCGAGCCCGAGCCUCAGCCCGAGCCCCAGCCCGAGCCUCAGCCCGAGCCCCAGCCCGAGCCUCAGCCCGAGCCCCAGCCCGAGCCCCAGCCCGAGCUUGCGCCCGCGCCCGCCCAUGCCGAACACCAUCGAAUCCGGUCGCCACGCGUGCGCUUUCGCUCCAUCAGUCGCUCCAUCAGCCAGCAAUUCCAUCAUCUGCCCGGCAGCGACUCUCACCGAGUUUCCUCAGACCGCUCCGACGCUUCCCAUCAUCCAUUACUGCCGCCCGCGGACUUGAGUGAUAUCCCGCUGUCCGGAAGCGUCACCCCGCCGGCGCCGACACAUGUACGCCACACGGGCCUCGCAGGUGGCCGCACGCCAAACAAUGAGUACGUCCCCGGCGAUUCAGAGAAAGACGCGCAUCAUGAUCAGGAAAUGGAGCGCACUCAUUCCGCGCGCGAGCGCUUCCGACAUGCGGGCCAACUCCUCCGCCAGAAGACCCUGCGACUGACCGAGCGCCUCGGUCGCUCGCCAGACGAGGGCGAGGCCUUGAACGCAACCAUCAUGCCGGAGGACCUCGGUAUCCCCCUGGAGGAACUGCAGGCGCGCCGGGCCCGCCAUGCUGCGGAUCGAUUGCGGACGCUGGAGGCUGGUGAGGAGCCGCACGAGGCGCCACCCAGCGCUGAGGCACAUCGCCUCGUCCGCAGCAUGACCCAGGCCCAGGAUAAUCCCGCCUUGCGCAAGCGCCGCCCGCGUGGGGCGUACCAGCGGUCCGGGCAAACCACCCCCGAGGGCAUGCUGAAGGACUUUGCGGCGCGUCGCCGGUCCAGUGGACUGGCUGGGGGGAGCGGGAUUCUUUCGCAGCUGCUCAAGCUGCACGCCGCCCAGACGGGGAGCUCUUCGCGGGCGGAGAGUGUCAUCACCGAUGACUCGGACAGCGACACACAGGUGUCCUCGGGCGGGGCCACGCCGAGGAAGAUCGGUUCGCUGUCUCCUUCCCUAGCCCCACGGUCCACGCCGGCCUCUGGCACCGCCACCCCGCGCAAGGAGAAGAUUAAGUGGUACAAAAAAUCCGCGCACCGGUCCACCUCGUCGCUGGUCGACGCUUCUUUAAACCUGGGGCGCCCGACUCUCCCGCCCGUCACAGUCGAGUCUCUUCAGCCGGGGAAGAAGCACAAGCGCAGGCGCAAGACUCGGCUGGAAGACGAGAUCCGGGUCACGGUGCACAUUGCAGAGAUCUUGUCUCGCCAUCGAUACAUUAUGCAGCUGUGCCGUGCGCUGAUGCGCUACGGAGCGCCGACACAUCGGCUGGAGGAAUAUAUGCAGAUGACAGCUCGGGUGCUCGAGGUCUCGGGGCAGUUCUUGUAUCUCCCCGGGUGUAUGAUUAUGUCCUUCGAUGACCCGACCACUCGUACGGCGGAGGUCAAGCUGGUGCGCAUGGUGCAGGGCGUCGACCUGGGUCGCUUGGCGGAUACACAUAACGUGUAUAAGAAUGUCGUGCAUGAUCUCAUCGGUGUCGAAGAGGCUACCCAGGAGCUGGACGAGAUCAUGUCGCGCAAGCCGCGUUUCAACAAGUGGAUCCUUGUCCUGACGUACGGCCUGGCCAGUGCCGCCGUCGGGCCCUUCGCCUUCAGUGCGCGACCCAUCGACCUGCCCGUUAUCUUCUGUCUAGGCUGCCUCGUCGGCCUGAUGCAACACGUUCUCGCACCCCGCUCUGUCCUCUACUCCAACGUCUUCGAAGUCACCGCCGCCGUCCUGACAUCCUUUUUGGCCCGGGCCCUGGGUAGCAUCAAAAUCACCCGCAACGGCCAGCAGGAGGAGCUCUUUUGCUUCUCCGCGCUCGCCCAGUCCUCCAUCGCCCUCAUCCUGCCCGGUUUCAUGGUCCUCUGCAGCAGUCUGGAACUGCAAUCGCACCAGAUGAUCGCCGGAUCAAUUCGCAUGGUCUAUGCCAUCAUUUACUCUCUCUUCCUAGGCUACGGCAUCACGGUCGGCACCACGGUAUAUGGCCUCAUGGAUGGCAAUGCCACCUCCGCAACGACCUGCUCCAACGUAGGUAUCUACGGCUCCGCUUACACAGCGCGGUUCCCCUUCGUCGCCAUCUACGCCGUCUUUCUGGCCAUCGUCAACCACGGCAAGUGGAAACAGAUGCCAGUCAUGGUCUUCAUCGCCGUGGCGGGGUACGUCACAAACUUCUUCAGCACGACUAAGCUUGGCUCCCAGUCCGAGGUUGCCAAUACUGUGGGCGCCUUCACCAUUGGCGUCCUGGGUAACCUCUACAGCCGUCUCUGGCACGGCCACGCCGCCACCGCAAUUUUGCCAGGUAUCUUUGUUCUCGUGCCGUCCGGUCUCGCGUCCAGUGGCUCGCUUAUCGCGGGUGUGCAGUACGCCAAUUCAGUCCGGGAUAAUCUUGCGUCGUCAAAUAAUAGUACGACCAGUCUGUCUGACACCUCGGUGGCCAGUCUUGGCUUUGGCAUGAUCCAGGUUGCAAUCGGUAUUACGGUGGGCUUAUUUAUUGCCGCGCUCGUCGUUUACCCCUUGGGCAAGAAGCGAACUGGUUUGUUCAGCUUCUAG